Molecule: messenger RNA, 1416 nt
Organism: Gilbertella persicaria
Lineage: Eukaryota; Fungi; Mucoromycota; Mucoromycetes; Mucorales; Choanephoraceae
Product: cyclophilin-like domain-containing protein
Exons: 3
Coding region: 1-1416 (471 amino acids)
Biological process (GO): protein peptidyl-prolyl isomerization
Cellular component (GO): nucleus
Molecular function (GO): peptidyl-prolyl cis-trans isomerase activity; RNA binding
Source: RefSeq, a predicted model, not a curated record
AUGAACUUGCUACCAAAGAAAGGCAAGAGCAACCCACAAAGCAAGUUAGAAAACGAGUUGUGUUUAGAAAGAAACCAAAACCUCAAGUGGAAGAGGAUUCAGACAGCAGUGUGUCUUUUACAAGCAGAUCAAGUACCUCCAAUGAUGAUCAUUUCUGUCUUGAUAGAGACCUCCCUUGGCGAUCUUGUGAUUGACCUUUAUACAGACGAGUGUCCCAAGACAACACUCAAUUUCCUAAAAUUGUGCAAGAUCAAAUACUACAACUUUGCACCUUUCUUUAAUGUACAAAAGGAUUUCAUGGCACAAACAGGUGAUCCCACUGGUAAGGGUGAUCAAGGCGAAUCUAUCUAUGGUAUUCUUCAUGGCCCUUCACAACGCUAUUUUCCUGCAGAAAUUAAUCCCAAACUCAAACAUACAAAGCGUGGCAUGGUGUCGAUGGCAGUGGCACAAGAUGCUUCUAUUGAAAGUGGUGGCGUGAGUGGAAGUCAGUUUUUUAUUACAUUAGGUGACGAUCUUGAUUAUCUCGAUGGCAAAUACACCUUGUUUGGUGAAAUAGCAGAAGGAUUUGAUGUGCUUGAUAAAAUCAAUGACGCGUAUUGCGAUGACAAGGGCAGACCAUUUCGCGACAUUCGAAUCAAGCACACGAUUGUUUUGGAUGACCCUUUUCCAGAUCCUGAGGGGCUCCAAGUGCCUGAUGAAUCCCCAUUACCCACCAAAGAACAGAUGGCAUCCAUGCGUAUUGCUGAUGAUGAAGAUCUAGAAGAAAUGGGCGAUCCUGAAGAAAUUGAAAAAAGAGCCCGUGAAAGAGAAGCCAAGGCGCAUGCACUGACAUUAGAAAUGAUUGGCGACUUACCUUUUGCAGAGGUAAAACCACCUGAGAACGUCUUGUUUGUAUGCAAACUGAAUCCGGUGACACGCGAUGAAGACUUGGAGAUGAUCUUUUCGAGAUUUGGACAGAUUCAUAGUUGUGAAAUUAUUCGUGAUAGGCAGACAGGUGAUUCACUUAGUUAUGCUUUUAUUGAAUAUGAAAACAAAGAAGAUGCUGAAGAGGCUUAUUUCAAGAUGCAGUCUGUCUUGAUUGAUGACCGUCGUAUUCAUGUUGAUUUCUCUCAAUCCGUCUCAAAACUACACAAAGAUUGGAUUACAAAGCGCACAGGAGGCAAUAGAGAAUCUAUGGGUGGUUUUGAUAAUCUUCAAAAGAGAACAAGAUACAGAGAAGGUGAAGACAAUAGCCGAGAUGAUUAUGAUUUAGUAUUUGAAACCAAGCGAUCAAAGACCAGAAAAGAGGAUGACAGAGACGACAAGAGAAGAAGAGAUGAUGACAGAAGAAGAGAUGACAGGAGAAAAGACGAUAGAAGACGAGAUGAUAGAAGACGAGAUGACAGAAGAAGAGACGAUAGAAGAAGGCGAUACUAA